UUACUCCAUAUAACUUUACGACAGUAGUCGGGUUGGGAUCAUUUUGCUGCUGUGCUGACACAAUCCAUUGAGUGUCACGGCAUUGAGUGAAAAGGACCGAAGCGGUUGCACACCAUGGCGUCCGAGCAAGAUAACUGCCACCUGUGUAAGGAAUACCUCAGGGAUGCCGUGUCAAUUCCAUGCGGGCAUAUUUUCUGCUCCAUUUGUCUGAAGACAUACUGGGACCACGCAGACCACACGGGCACAUACCUGUGUCCUCAGUGCCGGGUUACCUACAACAAGAGGCCUACGCCUAGACGCAUUGGAGGUUCUCGGCAUUCUACCUUGCAACGCAAUUCAGACGGCUUCCCGCCGCCACCACCAUCCCCUGACUACAACAUAGCCGGACCGCAGGACGUGGGCUGUGACAUCUGCGUCGGCAAGAAGAACAAAGCCAUCAAGACCUGCUUGAUGUGCUUGGCAUCCUACUGCGAGAGGCACCUCAAACCCCAUUACGAGUCGGCUACUUUUAAACGACACAAGCUGGUGGACGAAAUCGGCCAUCUGGACCGGCAGAUCUGUCCCCAGCAUCAGAAAGGUCUGGAGCUGUUCUGUCGCACUGACCAAAUGUGUAUCUGCGUCCUGUGUACGGUGAAGGAACACAAAGGGCACGACAUGGUGUCUGCCGAGCAGGAGAGGGCGGAAGAACAGCAACGCUUAGGUGCCACCCAGGCUGAGAUCCAGGAGAGGAUUCAUGAUCGACUCAAACAGAUGGAGGAACUGAAACAAGCAGUUGAUGCACUCAAGAACUCAGCCCAUAGAGCAAUGCAGGAAUGCGAGAAGAUGUUUAGCGAUAUGAUCCGCUCCAUUGAGAGAAUGCAGCAAGAGAUGGCGAAACUGAUCUCCACCAAUAAGCGAGCGGCACUCAACAAUGCCGAGGGUCACGUGGAGCGUCUGACCCACGAGAUCACCGACCUGAAGAGGAGAGACAAUGAGAUCACUCAGCUGUCGCGCACUGAGGACCACAUCCACUUCAUUCAGAGCUACCACAUGUUGAUAGCCCAGACCGAGGCUGAGGAGCUGCCCACAGUGACCGUGAACCCUUACUUCACCUUCGAUCCAGUUACUAAGGCCGUGUCUGAGACGAAACAGCACAUGAGUGAAUUUGGCAAUGAUGAACUGGUUAAAGUAGCCAAGACAGUGAACAAAAUGACCUUUUGUCAACUGGAGGAUGGUAAAAAGAAACGUGCAUAUAAAGAUGACGCUCCCAUGUACAGAUCUGUGCAACUGCAGGAACCACAGCACAGGGACGACUUCCUGAAAUACGCAUGCCAUCUUACUCUGGACCCAAACACGGCGUACCGACAGCUCCACCUUUCCCGCGGGAACAGGAAAGCUACCCUCAGGAGAGAACCCCAAUCCUACGGAGACAAUUCCGCUAGAUUUGACUCUUUGCCCCAGGUCCUGUGCAUGGAGGCCCUCUCAGGUGGCGCCUACUACUGGGAGGUCGACUGGAGUGGGGAGGGGGCUGCCAUGGGUGUCACCUACAAAAGCAUCAAGAGAUCCGGUUACGGGGAUAGCUGUCGCAUCGGCUACAACCGCAAGUCUUGGAGUCUCUUUUGCUCUGACUCCAGCUACUCUGCACGCCACAACAAGGACCAGAUCGAGGUCAACGCACCAUACUCUUCUCGAAUUGGGGUCUUCUUGGACCACGGUGGGGGAACUCUGUCUUUUUACUCUCUUGGGGAAACAAUGUCUCUCAUUCACCGCUUUAAGGCUUCAUUCGGUGAGGCUGUCUACCCAGGCUUUUGGGUUUGGUACGAGUCAGCCAUCACACUCAUCCAACUCUGAUUAGAACACACAUCUAUGUACAGUAGUCAGUUCACUGUUGUAAGACAAAUAUGAUUUAAUUACAUCAAGCACGUUGAAAGUUAUACAUAUAUUUGGUUAGUUGGGGAAACUACAGUAUAUUGUUGAUGACUAUGAAUAUUCUACGAAUUUGUGCAAUCGGAUGAACCAAGUCAGGGAGUGUCCUGUAUAAAUCUGCAUUUAAAUGAGUAUAAAUUGUACUGAUUGAAAGAUCUGAUGUGAUUUGUAUAGGCCAUUUGUACAACAUUUAUUUUUUAUCAAUAAACAUUUUAUGAAGGUG
Messenger RNA from Hippocampus zosterae (dwarf seahorse), 2128 nucleotides. It is a transcript of the gene ftr83, whose product is annotated as finTRIM family, member 83. The coding region runs from base 115 to 1830 and encodes 571 amino acids. The transcript has 7 exons. NCBI's taxonomy places the organism in Eukaryota, Metazoa, Chordata, Actinopteri, Syngnathiformes, Syngnathidae. Gene Ontology annotation, molecular function: protein binding; zinc ion binding. The record is from RefSeq and is a predicted model, not a curated record.